AUGAACCUCACCCAAAGACAUGUCUUGUCUGCCUCCAUUGCAGCGUUCAUCGCCUGGGGUCUUGCAGUCCGCGCCCUUCCCGUCUUGCGCUUCUUGGGAUACGCCUUCACCCUGGGGUCUCUGGUCACCCUCGUGACUCUGCUCGCAGCAACCUUGAGUGUCUCUAGGUCGCGCGCAGCCCACCAGGCGCUCUCUUCGCCUCCCACUGCAUCUCCUGCACUCCUUCUCCCUCAGAAGUGGGACUCCGAACUGUCAGCCCUCCGAGCUUCCCAACAGUACCAACCCGUCCAGCUCUAUGACCAAUCCUUUGUGGUCUCCCAAGCCCUCGAGGCUCUCAUUGGUCUUGCCCUCCGCGACUUUGUUUCCUCCUGGUACCAGAACAUUUCCAAGAGCCCGGUUUUUGUCAAUGAAGUGGACAGGAACAUUCGCGCUGCGUUGGUGGAGAUCAGGGACCGGAUUCUCGCCGAGGACAUGGUCAAUGUCGUCGUGUCCAGGAUUGUGCCCCUGAUCACCGCACACCUGCGUGACUUUGAUCAGGCCGAGCGUGCUGUGCGAGGUCGCAGCUUGAAUCGCAAUGUCACUGAAUCGGAAGAGCUGGAAUUGGCCAUUGCAGCCAAGUACAAGGAUGGAAAGCUGCACCCUGCUGCCGCCCUGGCGUAUUCGGAUACGAAGACAGUCCAGCAAGACCACCUCCGAAAGACCGUGGUCCGCAUUCUGCCCGACCUUUUAUCUCCGAGCAUGAUGGGGAGUCGCGCCACCCUGGUGCUCGUCAAGGAAAUUGUCGCCUGCGCAGUCCUGUUUCCAAUCAUGCAGUUGCUUUCUGAUCCGGAUACAUGGAAUCAAAUCAUCGAAGCCUAUGGACGAACCGCGUUACAAGACCGAAAGACAGUGCGCCGAAUGAGAGCGGCGUUGGAUCAGCACGCAUCUCCCGUCCCCAGAAGCAAAUCCGGCCAAGAGUUACCCCGUUUAGCACCCAAUGACAGCGAACGUGCUUUUGAGCGAUUUGUUAGAGCCAUUCGCAAAACCAAGAACCUGUCGGAUGCUCGACGAUUCCGAAGCUCCGUCGCCAGCCAGAUCCAGCGCGAGAGCCUGGUCGAGGGUCAGGAUCCCGUCUACCUGCGGAGGUUGGAAAUGGCCAAACGCGUCCUGGACCAGAAGAUUGCGAAACUCACUCAAACUGGACCCGUCCCGCAGACGGCGAUGCCACAACUCGACUCGCGCCCAGUUCCAGCCGCGAAACCCCGCGAAUGGACUCUGGUGGAGAUCAUGCACACUGCCUCAGGGCUGUCGUACUUUAUGGAGUUUAUGGAUCGUCAAAAUCGUAUGUCUUUGGUCCAGUUUUGGGUGGUAGUCGACGGCUUCCGCAACCCCCUCGAGGACGAUUUUGGGGAUGAGUUGAAUCCAGGUAUUCAACAGAAUUGGACCGACGCAGACCGUAUGGACAUUGCUCAAAUCAGUGAGAAAUACAUGUUGAAGGAAGAAUUGAACAUCCCUCAAGAGUCCAAGGACGCCAUCAAAGCGUUCUUGGCCGCUGGCCGAAAAGCGACUCCUCAACAAUAUCGCGCUGCGAGAACUGCCAUUUUGGCCGCUCAGUCUGCCGUCUUGGAAGAGUUGGAAACGCGACAUCUGCCAAACUUUCGGAAAUCCGAUCUCUACUACAAAUUUCUGGCUUCGGCCGAAGCAGCCGCAGCGCGCCCUCGCCAGCAAAGUACAGGUAACCUUGCCGAGGUGAACGGGCAGGUGGCUGUUGCUGCUGAUACUUCUAAAGCCCUCACCCAAGCUCCUUCAAUCACGAGAACCAGUUCACAACUUGCUACACGAAACAAAGAUCUGAGGCGAGCUGCGGUGUCGUCAUCGGAUGUUCGAAGCUUGGCUUCGUCCAAGUUGUUUGACGAUGGAGAUUUUGCGAAAAGGUCUAGCGGGGCCACGCCCCUCUUCGACGAUGGCUACGACACUGAUCCAUUGGCACAUUCUACCCACAGCCUCGGGCACGAAUCCCUGAAUGGUGACUCGCUGGACCAGCGUCAGGUCAUCGAGAACAUGGAAGCAGCGAUGAAUAAUAUCAUGACGGAUAGUCCCAUGGACGAGACCAUGGGCUUCGAUGAUGACACACUGUUUGGGUCCCCAGUGUCGGCGACCAGAUCUUCGAAGAAUAUCGACUCACCCCGCAGCUCCUUCGACAUCGCCGGCACCGAACAGGCCAACAGGCCCAAACCCAGCCUGGCCACUCUCGGACUUGUCAACACCUCCUCUCGCAUAGGCGUGUUCACCGACAAUGAUCUCUUUCCUGACGAGGAAAAGUUCAUCGAGGACGAAUAUGUCGACAAUGACGACAGCAGAGGGGACAAUAUAGACGAGGAUGAGAUCCACGAGGCUGCACCAGGGGAUCUCGGCCUUGCCGAAGCUAUCAGCGCUCUUAAUAACGAUAUCGAGCGCCUGGUAGCCCAAGAAUCGGUGGUGGACACGUUGACUCGUAAGGCUGAACUGACAAACAAUGUCGCUGAGCUGCGAAUUCUGAACAAAUCCAAAUCGAGUCUCCAGAGGGAAAUUCGCCGGAAGGAGCUUCAGCGUCAGCAAUACAUCGUCCAGGAAAGCGACAACAGUUUGUAUGGCCGGUCAAGCAUCUCUAUCAAAUCUGUCGUGGUGGGAAAAGAGGACGACGGGCGGGAAUUUGCGCUGUAUGUCAUUGAGGUACAGAGGCAGGCCGGUGACCAAAUGCCGGCAGCCGUGUGGGCCAUUCCCCGACGGUAUUCCGAGUUCCAUGAGUUACAUCAACGGCUACGGCGCAGAUACCCCUCAACCAGGAAUCUCGAGUUUCCUCGAAGAAGGGUUGUGAUGAAGCUUCAGAAGCAAUUUCUACAAAAUCGGCGGCUCGCACUGGAACACUACUUGCAGCAGUUACUCCAAAUGCCCGAUGUAUGCCGAAGCCGAGAAUUACGGUCGUUCCUCUCCCAGUCCAGUAUCAAGUCCCAGCAAGACACGAGCAAAGAGUCCAACGCACAAGACAUUGUAACUCGGAUUUACAAUUCCGUUACCGAGGGCAUGGACGAGUUCCUGGGCAAUGUGUCGGUCCUGGAUCAACUAUCCGUGGCCGGACAGAAUCUGAUUUCGGCUGCCACCAAUCAAUUGGGGAUCAACCAGGCUGACAUCGUCCCUCUUGAACCGGGCCCGGUCGCCGAGGCCGAGGCUGAGUUGGCAGCGUUUGAGGACAAAGAACUGGAACCUUUUGUGAAGCCAAUCUGUGACGUCUUUCUCGAGACGUUUGAGCUGAAUCGAGGGAACAACUGGCUUCGUGGUCGGGCCGUGAUCGUGGUCCUCCAUCAGCUGCUCGGAGGGACCAUCGAACGCAAGAUCCGCGAAAUCUUCACGAGUUUGGUGCAAGAGGAAUCACUCCUCCGGUACACUGACAUGAUCAAGGAGACCAUGUGGCCCGGUGGUGGCACGCUGAGAGAAGCCAAACCACGAACAGCCUUGGAGAAGAAGAAGUCUAAGUCGGAGGCGGCACUGAUGUUGGCCACGCUGAUCCCUGACCUGGCUGGCAAUGUGGUGGGCAGAGCCAAUGCGCAAGCUGCGGCCAGAAGGAUCACCGCCACCAUGAACAACGCACGUCUCAACCAGCACCUUGUCUUUACGAUCCUCGACGAGAUUAUCGGAGUGCUGUUUGACCCUGCCAAGAAAGGCGGGAUUCCGUAA
Messenger RNA from Fonsecaea erecta, 3693 nucleotides. RefSeq lists its product as hypothetical. Gene Ontology annotation, molecular function: phosphatidylinositol binding. The coding region runs from base 1 to 3693 and encodes 1230 amino acids. The transcript has a single exon. Gene Ontology annotation, cellular component: intracellular membrane-bounded organelle. NCBI's taxonomy places the organism in Eukaryota, Fungi, Ascomycota, Eurotiomycetes, Chaetothyriales, Herpotrichiellaceae. The record is from RefSeq and is a predicted model, not a curated record.